GAGAGAGAGAGAGAGAGAGAGAGAGAGAGAGAGAGAGAGAGAGAGAGAGAGAGAGAGAGACAUCAAAUAUCAUAAAUCUGUAACUUAAUUUAGGAUUUGAUAUGAAUAGCAAAAAAAACUCUGGCUUGAGAGAAUUUAAACGGAGGUGAACUUUGGAAGGAGCAUGCUGCCAAUGUCCAACAGCCUCCUAGUGUCUGUCACAGUCCUGCUGUAGCUGCCUCCUACCAUGCUACUAUCUCUGGAUUGUCUGGACCUGAAGAUCUGCCUGCUUGUGAUAUUUCUGUUCCUACUGCUGGUGGACUUCCUGAAGCACAGAAACCCACCUGAGUUCCCUCCUGGACCAUGGCCUCUACCUUUCCUGGGAAAUAUCUUCAUUGGGUUUGGCUACCAGGACAUGGACAAGGUUGCUGAACAGUUCGGCAAUAUUUUCAGCCUUCGGUGGGGUGCGGAGAAGGUGGUGUUUGUGUCUGGGUACAAGAUGGUGAAGGAUGUUUUGAUGACUCAGGGAGAUAACUUUUUAGACCGACCUGCAUCUCCUCUCUUUAGUGAUGUUUUCAAAGACUGUGGAAUCUCUGUAAGUAAUGGAUACAGAUGGAGGAGGCAGCGGCAGUUCUCGGUGGCCCACCUAAAACACGUUGGUGAGGGGAAGAGAACCCUGGAGCUUCAUGUGCAGCAGGAGUGUAACUUCCUGUGUCAGGCCUUCCAACAGGAAAUGGGAGGGCCCUUCAACCCCCAACUCAUAAUUAACAGUGCUGCUGCAAACGGCAUUGGAUUCUUGGUGUUUGGAAAGCGAUUUGACUACAACGCUACAGACUUCCAGAACCGUCUGCGACUGAGCCAGGAGUCCAUGCUAUUGAUAGGCAACCCUCUGGUUCAGCUGUAUGAUGUAUUUCCAUGGCUGUUCAAGCGUUUGCCUGGGCUGCGUUCUGGUCCCCAUGUGACAAUUCUUUCCAACUAUGCAAAGAUUGUGUCAUUCCUGAGAAAAGAAAUAGAGAAACAUAAGAAGGACUGGGAUCCCUUUGAUCACCGGGACUACAUUGACUCCUACAUCGGAGAAAUAGACAAGAAGAAGAGGGACAUCGAGGCUGGGUUCCACUCAGAGAACUUGGUGUACUGCAGUCUGGACUUGUUUGAGGCUGGAACAGAGACCAUGACCAACACUUUACAUUGGGCUCUGCUCUACAUGGUGAAGUACCCUGAUGUUCAGGAGAAUGUCCAGGAGGAGAUCAAAAGUGUGAUUGGCCAGUCUCGCCAGCCCUGCCUUGCUGAUAGGGUGAGCAUGCCCUACACAGACGCUGUGAUCCACGAGACACAGAGAAUGGCCAACAUACUGCCUCUCAAUAUCAGGAUGUCAAGCAAAGAUGCUACCAUGGGGGGAUAUUUCAUACCCAAGGGCACUAAAGUGAUAGUCAACCUCUCCUCAGUGUUACGUGACCAGACAGAAUGGGAGACAGCAGACCACUUCAACCCACAACAUUUCCUAGAUGUGCAUGGUCACUUCCGGAAAAGGGAGGCUUUUUUCCCAUUUUCUGCAGGAAAGAGGGCUUGUCUGGGGCAGUCGCUGGCCCGCAUGGAGCUCUUCCUCUUUUUCACCUCCCUCCUCCAGAGGUUCACCAUCUCUACAUCCCCUGGAGAGGAACCACCAAGCCUGGAGCCCCAGGGAGUGGCCAUCCAGUCCCCUAAACCCUUCACUAUCUGUGCAUCCACAUGGUGAUGGUUCACCACCAUUAUAGUUCCGUUUUGGAAAAGAGGAAUACAUUUUAUUGUCCAUUUUCCUACAGUCCAUAUGGAAAUCUAUCUUUUUGCUUUUAACCCUACCCGCUCCCAAGUCAAACACACCCCCUCGAGGGUUUGGAAGCACAGGGUCAGCCAUGGUGCUGCGCCACUGGAGAAGAUUCAGGUCAAGGGCACAACGGCAGAUUGUAUGAUAUACUGAAUUACUGAGCACUGUCUGCAUGCUUAACAUAAUGCAUACACAGUAUGAUAUGUACAGUGUCCCCCCUUUCGUAAAGGUCCAAUGCAGCCAUUUUUAUCUCAAUAUCUAAUUAUUUCUGGGUAACAAUGAAGUACCUUACUGUGAUUGUUUUCAA
Molecule: messenger RNA, 2090 nt
Organism: Oncorhynchus gorbuscha (pink salmon)
Lineage: Eukaryota; Metazoa; Chordata; Actinopteri; Salmoniformes; Salmonidae
Product: cytochrome P450 2J2-like
Exons: 9
Coding region: 227-1714 (495 amino acids)
Biological process (GO): xenobiotic metabolic process
Cellular component (GO): cytoplasm; intracellular membrane-bounded organelle
Molecular function (GO): oxidoreductase activity, acting on paired donors, with incorporation or reduction of molecular oxygen, reduced flavin or flavoprotein as one donor, and incorporation of one atom of oxygen; heme binding; iron ion binding
Source: RefSeq, a predicted model, not a curated record